AUGACCACCUCAGACUUGAGCAUCGUGGGACUUCGUACUCAAAUCCUCGAGAACUGGCGUUAUGCGCACCCGGAGCAUACCAGUGUAGUCGUCGUCACUACCAACGAGUCUGUCUUUGGCACCAUCGGCAGCCGUUGGGUCCAAGCUAUUGUUGCAGAAGACCGUAGCCGAGGCGACAGAAUCUUUCUCAAGUCGCACGUCACCGAAUCCCAGGAGCAAGCUCUGCGUGACCUGCUUGAAAAGAUUACGGAUCUGGUCAGAACAGUAAUCAGAAUCACCCCCGUCACUCCUCUGAGUGUCAAGCCUCUCAAUCAGAACGAGUUCAAGACCAAGGACCAUGGAGAUGCGUCUGGAAAGGAAGUCAAGAAGCCACAACAAUCGCCCAAGGACGAAAAACUCAAGGUUUCGCACAACCUCUACCAUGCUAUCUGCGAUGUCAUCAAUCUACGCUACCAGAAACUGGCUCGUUGA
Molecule: messenger RNA, 471 nt
Organism: Aureobasidium namibiae CBS 147.97
Lineage: Eukaryota; Fungi; Ascomycota; Dothideomycetes; Dothideales; Saccotheciaceae
Exons: 2
Coding region: 1-471 (156 amino acids)
Source: RefSeq, a predicted model, not a curated record